AUGGAUUCACAUGCAAAGCGUCUUGAUAAUUUAAAUAAUCGUCUUGAAUCUGUUACAAAUCAGUUACAAUCAUCGAUUGGUAAAACUGGUACAAGUCAUAAAAAUUCUUCGAAUGAGAAUAUAGAUAAUUUACCUGUUUUACGUGAUUAUAAUGCAAUUAUAAAUGAUAGUUUUGCAUCAUUUGUGAUGAUUUCACGUAAAAUUGGUGGUGAAUUAUCAACAGUCAUUGAUCAUGUUAAACGUUUAUUUGAUGCUCAACGAGAAUUUCUUCGACAAGCAAUACAAACUAAAAAACCUACUAAUGAUCAACAAAUAGCAGAAUUAAUUAAACCACAAUCAAAUGAAAUUGAAAAAAUUGUUGCUUUUACAAAUAACAAUCGUAAAUCAACAUUAUUUAAUCAUUUAUCAUCAAUAUCUGAAGGUAUUCCAGCAUUUGGUUGGAUUCUUGUUUCACCAACGCCUGCACCACAUAUUAAAGAAAUGUUAGAUGCUGCACAAUUUUAUACUAAUCGAGUUUUAAAAGAUUUCAAAGAAAAAGAUUCAAUUCAUGUUGAAUGGGUUAAACAAUGGAUAAAAAUAUUAAAUGAAUUACAUGCAUAUGUUAAACAAUAUCAUACAACUGGUUUAACAUGGGGUACAUAUAAUCAACGUGAUGCAAAUACUUUUGUUCGAAAUCCACCUCCUCCAACAUCUUCAUUGUCAAAUAUGCAAAUUGAUGAUUGUUCAUCACCAACUGGAGUUAUGAAUUCAAUUAAUGCUUUGGGUACAAAUGCAACAAUUCAUUUAAAAAAAGUACCCGAUGAACUUAAAGUUCAUAAAAAUCCUAAUUUAAAAGAACAACCAAGUGAACGUUCAAAUAAAUUGCCAAUGAAUACAUCAAACACAUCAUCAAAUUCAGUUACUGGUCCAUCCAAAUUAGCUCUUGAAGGCAACAAAUGGGUUGUUGAAUAUCAAAAUGGUCGAACAGAUUUAAAAAUAACAGAAACAAGCAUGAGACAAACAAUAUAUAUUUAUAAAUGUUCAAACUCAACAAUAACAAUUCAAGGUAAAGUUAAUUCAAUUGUACUUGAUCAAUGUACAAAAGUUGGCAUACAAUUUACAUCUGUUGUAUCAUUAAUUGAAUUUAUUAAUUGUCGUCAAGUUAAAGCACAAGUUCUGGAAAAUGUACCAACAAUUCAAAUUGAAAAAACUGAUGGAUGUCAUGUUUAUUUAUCUAAAAGUUCAUUAAAUACAGAAUUUAUAACAUCAAAAUCAUCUGAAAUGACAAUUAAUGUUCCAUUUGGUGAUGGCGAAUAUAAAGAAUAUCCAAUACCGGAACAAUUUAAAACAUGUUUACAAGGUGGAAAACAACUUGUCACUGUACCAAAUGAAUCGUCAGGUGUUUAA
Molecule: messenger RNA, 1386 nt
Organism: Rotaria sp. Silwood1
Lineage: Eukaryota; Metazoa; Rotifera; Eurotatoria; Philodinida; Philodinidae
Source: the annotation of a GenBank genome assembly